AUGUCCAACGGCCAAGCCAAAGUGCCACUCAUUCCUUGGCCCAAAGCCUCUUCACGAGCCACAAGGGCUGUGGUUGUGGCAAAUCUGGCAGUGGCUCAGCCCGCAAGCAGUCGAGAUUAUUCGGAAGAGCAUGCAGGACGCUGCGUCGAACCAUUGCUAGGAGCCGGCGGGGCAAUCCGGGGAAGCGGCCCUAGGGCCUUUUGGCUACGUCACUGCAAGCCUCCUGAUCUGGGCUGUGCCUCGUUUGCUUCGCAGCCUCUAAAGCUGAGAGAUCGUCAAAUUACAUACUGCCCGAGUGGCAAAUCACGAGGUCGGCGUACACUGCAAGUACCGUUUGCAGCAUGGUUCCAUGAUCCGGGUACGCGGACGAUACGCAAUUAUAGCGUGGGCCCGGACGACGGCGGGCUCCUGGCAAAGUUGCAUCUGGCUGCCAUGGCAGAUCGUGGUCGCGAGCUGCUUGAUGAGUGGUGGAUCAAUGCCCAUAACGUAGCUGAGAGUACGGGGUUAGGAGGUAAGUCUCUAACUGCUGGAAUUAUGACCGGGAGCAGCUCCUACUCUAGCCGAGACUGCCCACGAGAUUAUCUCAUUUCUCGCAUUGCUCUCGCCUCUCUCUACCGUCAACUUAGCAGUGCCGAGCGACAUCUUUUGAGUGCAAAUGCAGCCGCUCUGCCCGUGAUUCGCUGCUGCCAGUCCCGUCAUCCCGUGUGGGCGACCUCACUCGCGCUCUAA
This is a messenger RNA of Trichoderma asperellum CBS 433.97, 729 nucleotides long. RefSeq lists its product as uncharacterized. The record is from RefSeq and is a predicted model, not a curated record. Lineage: Eukaryota; Fungi; Ascomycota; Sordariomycetes; Hypocreales; Hypocreaceae.